AGCAUAGGAAACAAUUGUUUUCUGUGCUGUGAUUGGCAGGUUCCAAUUUCUCAAUGUAAAUGUUUUGUGGUUUUGACAUCUAAUACUACAUCAUACUACAUAACCGGGCAAAUUACUUCCAUGAGUCUUUCCAAGUUAGAAGAAACAUGCAUUUGAGAUUAAUUAAUAGAAUGAAAUAGAACAUUAAUACCACAGUAUUUCGAUACUAAAACUGUGUAUAUAUUUUAUGACUAUCAAGUAACAUGAAUAACUUGAGAAGCUUGUUAUCUCAUCAUGGUCCCAUACCAAACACUUUAUACAGGCAUUACGCAUUCAAGAGCGACUUAAAAAUUAAAUGGGUUCGACCUGAAAAGAUUCCUUGUUACAAGCCUGCAAAGAGCGGCGACUUAGAGAGCUUUCCUGGAAUUGAUAAAAAGCAGCCAAUACUGGAUUUUAGAGAUUCAAAAGAACUGGAAACGGCUGACGACAAUGUGAAAAAAUUGUUUUCUUUAGAGUUUGCACCCCAAAAAUACACACACAGGGUUUAUUUCCACGAAUUCGUAGAUAAGGUUAAGAGACACGAGUAUGAUAUUGCUUCUAUAGAGGUUAAAAUAGCUAAAUGGACAGGUGUUAUAAGGGCUUUCCAGGAAUGCAUGGAGAGAUUUCCACGCAACAAGAGACUAAAAGUAAGUCUCAAAGAGCUGAUUGAUAAGCGCAAAAAGCACUUGAAGUAUCUGAGGAGGUGGGAUUAUAAACGCUUUGAGUGGUUGCUAGAAACAAUAAAUAUGGUGUAUAAACCACCACCAAAUGAAUUUCAUUGGAUCACUAGAAAGGAUUCAUUGAGGAAGCUAACAGAUCAGCAUUGUGAAAAAAUCAGAUCAGAACGACUAAAUCAGUAUAAGCAGCAACUUGAAAAUGAACAGCCAGCAUUCUUGGAAGAGAAAAUCAGAACUCUACAAUUCAUUAGAGAAGAACAGAAAGAAUGUGGUGCUGAAGUAACAGUUACUGAAGAAGAAAUAGAUAAUUGUAGGAAACUACUAGAUGAAUUGAAAUUGAAGAAAAAAGAUGACAAAGAUAAAAAAUAUUGAAAUGUUAACUUUUUUAAAUAAAACAUGGUUUAUUGGAUGUUGCACUACCUCUCAGACGAUUUAUAUUCCUGCCUCAGACUUGCUGAUUUAGUAUAGGAUUAAUUUGUAAUAAAACUAAACAUGUCACAUAGAGAACAAAAAGUCACAUAUGAGUUUUUAGUUUAUUUGAAGAUGUACAUGCACAAAUAAAAUAAAUAAAAUAUUACAUUGAAAAUUUUUCUAUGAAUGAUAUUUCUUACAACAGUAAAAUCAGUCAAUUUCCUAAAAGCAAAAUAUUGCAGAAAUAUCAUUGUACCAAUCAAGUUACAAUCGUUGCUAGACUGAAUAUUUUUUUGAAAUAUGUAUAUCACAGAACAAAACAUCCUAAGAAAAAUAUUCUUGGUGAAAAUAUUUGUAAUUUUCCACUUUUGUUAAUAGAUUUCAACGGACACCAUCAAAAUAAAACUGGAAAUGGUUUUUGAGUGGUUCCUUACAAAAUGAAUGCAUCUAGAAUAGAAGUGUAAACAAACAAUUUCGAUCAAAUCAUGAAUUUAAGACAUAUGGACUUAAAAUUACAAUAAUAUCUAAAAACAAACAUGUGGUUCUCACUUUGUUCAUAUUGCUAAGUAAUUUGAACACCAGUACCUUUUCAACUUCAACUAUAAAAUUGUUGAAAUGCACAAUUUUUAGCUCAAAUGGCAACUUACUCAAAUCAGUUAAUUCAAAAACUCUUUACUCAAGGAUACACUGGAAAUCUUUGCCCAAAAG
This is a messenger RNA of Acanthoscelides obtectus, 1814 nucleotides long. The record is from the annotation of a GenBank genome assembly. Lineage: Eukaryota; Metazoa; Arthropoda; Insecta; Coleoptera; Chrysomelidae.